UAGACUUGAACCCAUUCAUCUCAUUCAUUCACCUCCUAUUUUCUCUCUUUGGCUUCCCACCCUCCCUGGUCUUCUAAUCUAACCACACCUCCCUAUCUCGUCACAAGCAUCACAGCCCUAUAGAUCGUGAUCCAUAGACACAAUCUCCAGGCAUAGCUUCUAGAACAAAUCUGCAGCUAGUCCGUCCCACACCUCGAUGACGAAGAGCGGGUGUGGGUGUCUCCUUGAUUAUCGUUUCUUAGCAUCCGGGGUCAAACGCCCUGCACCAACAGACAAAAAGCAACCGCAUUGGGACACCUUUCCAGAUUGUAGCAACAAAGUAUUCUUCUACUACUUUGUCUGCAUGGCGAUCUUAUUGUGCAGAUCGAUUCGAAGCUAUUUCAAGAUUCCGGCCAUUAGCUCCCCUGGCCGUGGAUUUCUUUUGCUGGAAAUAUUCCCUCAGCCAGAUCGGACUUGAACUUCGAUGCCUCGUCCGAGAAGGCCCGGGGCCCCGGAGCCGAAACGAAGAUCGCGCAAGGGCUGCUGGCCUUGUAAAGCACGCAAGGUGAAAUGUGGAGAGGAGAAACCGUCGUGUGUCAAUUGCCAACGUCAAAAUGAACUGUGUGACUAUCGCAUCCGACUGACCUGGGGAGGCAGAACCAGAAGAAAGUCGUCGGUAGAUUCUCCGGUAUCGCAUGCAAGCAGUCCCUCGGGGACCUUUGGCUCAUAUUCCCUCUCUCCGGCAAAUACCUAUCAAUCCGACUAUCUGUCAUCCUCACAGUCAGUCAAAGCCACAUCUCCAGAGUCCGAGAACACAGCACAAUGUCCAGCCACAGAGGAACUGCAAUGGGAUGUCGAGCUUGCAGGAGAGAUGGCGAUAGAGACUCCGACCGCUUAUUCUAGAGGGCUACAUGAUAUCCAUGAAUCUCCAAUGUUUGGCCAGACUCUUUAUAGUUCCAACCGUACGAAUGGCGAAACUUCUGUAGACAUGAGGGAUUUGUCACCUCGAGAGGAGGGGACCACUCCAUGGCCAGACCUGCCCAGAAAUACCGCGGCCGCCUUUUCUGCCUCUGCUCCCACUUCCUUCGGCGCUAUUACCUCUCAUCCAUCUCCGGUCGACACCAACUCCAGCAUCAACAUCGGGUCUUGGGGUCCAUUGAGCUUCACUCCGGUCACCACUUUCUCGCGCCCAAUCUCAUAUCUCAGACACACAUCCGAAUCGCAUCAUGCAGCUUCCACGGAUAACCGCGGGCCUGACCAUGGCGGCGAGCUCACCCACUAUUAUCCCCUCACCACCCGGAGGACAGCACAUGACGAUCAUGUCGUCCAGGAGACAGCGGACCUCGGCAGCCAAAACUCACCUUACAUGGAAGAACCAAGAGCUAUGUCCUUGGAAGGAAGCGAACAAGCCUCAACUCAACAGCCACGGCCGUCUGAUCAUACAGAAAGCUAUCUCACCAAGAUUAUGAAUCGUCAGAUAGCACCGGGCGAUGACUUCGACACCACGCAACUACACGGCACAGGCACAGACUUGCAUAACUACCCUGACAAUUUCAGCCGUGGUAUGCUCGCAGGGGACGGCGUGAGCGCGGAGAGAAAAUGGCAAGCCUAUCUCACGAGCGUCACAGACAAUUAUGGUUUGGAUCGUGGUCGUCCUGAUUUGGACUUAAAUAAGAAUGAUGAUCAUUCCGCAAUCGACAUCAAUUAUGCUCUUGACCUGAUCAACUUCCAGAAAAGUACGCCCUCAGUGCCCGGCUUUCCAAGCGCCAACUUGGGUGCAGACAAAGACACCUUUGAUUGCAGCAAAUACAUGUAUUAUGCUUCGCCUGUCCCAAUCAACAUUCCACGCUAUUUGUCCCCGCUGCCACCCUCGUUGGUAAAGACACCGAUCAACCUGAUGUACUUUCACCAUUUCCUCAACCACACGGCUAAGAUGCUCGUCCCGCAUGAUUGCGACGAUAAUCCAUUCAUCUCCGUACUUCCCACAAUGGCGAUCAGUGAUUCCAAUCUGCUCAACCUGACUUUGGCGUAUUCAGCUAGUCAUCGGGCUAGAUAUUUGGAGCACCCAGAGCCCACCAAUCGAAUUGCGCAUUGGGUGAGCAAUGUCUUUCCAACUCUGCGGUUAGCCCUGGAAAAUCCCCACGAGAAGGUCACCGACAAUCACCUUGCUGCGGCUAUCAUGCUUCUGUCCCUAAAGAUAGUCUCGCCUAGUACAUUUGAAGUUCCAAUCCCAUGGCAGAGUCACCUCAAGCUUGCAAGAGACCUGUUUCUCGCUCGGAAAGAACAGUUGGCCUAUCCUGGCAAUCUCGUGGGUGCAUUCCUGACUCGGUGGUUGAGCUAUCUUGACAUUGUUGGAACACUAUCCUGUCGCCACAGUGAACCGCCUUCCUUCGAUUACGGCUCCAUUUUGAGCGCUUGUAGUAGUGUCGGAGAGUAUGACGAGUUUCACAUCGACUGCUUCACCGGUUUCACACCAAGGACGGGACAAUUCCUCACACAAGUGGGACGGUUGACUCAUCAAUGUGAUAAUGAACGAUUCGACGAACUGGGCGUCUUUAACCCGAAUUGGAAGCCUUCUCCCGCUGCCAUCAUGGCCGGUGAAGGCCUUUUGUCGGAGAUUGAUCUGCUGGAAACACAUGCUCAUGCCAACGGCACACAUUUCCAUCUGGGUAAUAUGGACAGUCUCGCUAUUGACAGGGCGUUUCGCUAUGCCGGACUUUUACAUCUCCAUCGUCGUGUGCUUGAUACGUCACCUUUCUCUGAAAGGGUUAAAAUUGCUUCCGAAGAGCUAAUCAAGGCCAUGGUUGAGAUCAGAAACGGAGCUUCUGCUGAAGUUGGCGCGCUGUUCCCUUUGUUCACAGCUGGGUGUGAGACCAUGGACACUCACCAUAGAGCGGAGAUCCAGGGGCGUUUUGAGAUCUUGGAAAGAACUGGAAUGAAACAGAUUCAAAAUGCACGUAAAUUAAUGCAGCGUUGCUGGGACGAGGACCUUCCGUGGAUUGCCCUGGCAGAAGGGGAAUUCCUUGGGUGAUCUUACAUGUCCUUUGUAUUCUCUUAUCUC
This is a messenger RNA of Aspergillus saccharolyticus JOP 1030-1, 3040 nucleotides long. RefSeq names its product Zn(II)2Cys6 transcription factor. Gene Ontology annotation, cellular component: nucleus. The transcript is spliced from 5 exons. Gene Ontology annotation, molecular function: transcription cis-regulatory region binding; DNA-binding transcription factor activity, RNA polymerase II-specific; zinc ion binding. Lineage: Eukaryota; Fungi; Ascomycota; Eurotiomycetes; Eurotiales; Aspergillaceae. The record is from RefSeq and is a predicted model, not a curated record. Gene Ontology annotation, biological process: positive regulation of transcription by RNA polymerase II. The coding region runs from base 464 to 3010 and encodes 848 amino acids.